Molecule: messenger RNA, 4902 nt
Organism: Nerophis lumbriciformis (worm pipefish)
Lineage: Eukaryota; Metazoa; Chordata; Actinopteri; Syngnathiformes; Syngnathidae
Gene: tbx5b
Product: T-box transcription factor 5b
Biological process (GO): cardiac left ventricle formation; regulation of transcription by RNA polymerase II; cell fate specification
Cellular component (GO): nucleus; chromatin
Molecular function (GO): RNA polymerase II cis-regulatory region sequence-specific DNA binding; DNA-binding transcription factor activity, RNA polymerase II-specific
Source: RefSeq, a predicted model, not a curated record
UUCACGGCUGCACAAAACUGUUACGCUUAUGGUUACUCCAGUUUUUUUGUUUUUUUUUGAUUGACGUUUACAUUAGUUACAGUCACUCUGGAACCUUGCAUUCGCACUUAAAAACCAAGCUAAUAUCGGCUACACGUAAAUAAAACAAAGUGGAUUUUUUAAAUUUAUUUCAACAGACGAAGAUUAGCCAGCACUUUUCAAUUCUAUAGCCAGCACAACUAUUCAGUUGUUGAGAGCCCAGCUGACUCGUGACACCCUCAGUGGCUUUAUAUUCUACUACAGACUAGCAACAUUAAAGUAAAAACUGUACUUUUAAAACGAAGACAUCUUUAUUUGGUUCAACCAAAUGAUUACACAAGAUUUAAGGAAUAUUUGGCGGCAUCUUCAAUCGAAUCAAAACAUCCACCAACUUGAAGUCUUCCGGGUUUGCUGUUUAAACGUCAUGGCGCCAAACAGUGUGAUGAUUACUUGUUGAAGAAGAGCAGAACCUGUGGUGUCGCCCAAGGUUAGAGUGUCCGCCCUGAGAUCGGUUUUCAUUCAGCUGCACCCGGAGGCUCUGCCUGGAGCACUGCCAGCCCCACCAGAACUCUGCUCUUCCCACAUGAUGAGACCACCUCACACUGGACCUGAAGGCAGGCUCUAGGUGUGUGAGACGGACCUGCUGAGUGCAGGAGGUCUGGGACCCCUUCGCCACUUCCUCCAGACGGAGAACAGAGGAUCCAGUCAGCUGAAGCCCGGAUGGGACAAUAAUAAUGAGCUGUCCAGCCGCCAGCGCCACCUCAUUUCAGGGGGACAUGGCAAACGGAGGCGACCAGUUUGGCCUCGCUGAGCGUCCAGACUCAAACUGCAUGGAUUCUCCCAAGGAGAGCAAACAAGAAAGUCCCAGCACUUACCAUUUUAAAUCUUCUGCUUCACCACUGACACCCUCCAGUCAGCAGGGGAUGGAAGGAAUCAAAGUGUACCUUCAUGACAGGGAGCUUUGGACAAGGUUUGAUGAAGUGGGAACUGAAAUGAUUAUCACCAAGGCUGGACGGAGAAUGUUUCCCAGUUACAAGGUGAAGGUUACAGGACUCAACCCCAAAACCAAAUACAUCCUAUUAAUGGACAUUGUGCCCAGCGACGACCACCGCUACAAGUUUGCAGACAACAAAUGGUCUGUAACGGGUAAGGCCGAACCAGCGAUGCCGGGCAGGCUUUACGUCCAUCCGGACUCUCCUGCGACGGGGGCCCACUGGAGCCGCCAGCUGGUGUCCUUCCAGAAACUCAAACUCACCAACAACCACCUGGACCCAUUUGGACAUAUAAUACUCAACUCCAUGCACAAAUACCAGCCUCGCCUCCAUAUUGUCAAGGCGGACGAGAACAAUGGCUUCGGCUCCAAAAAUACAGCCUUCUGCACCCAUGUCUUCUCUGAGACCGCCUUCAUCGCUGUCACCUCCUACCAGAACCAUAAGAUUACCCAGUUAAAGAUAGAGAACAAUCCCUUUGCAAAGGGCUUCAGAGGCAGUGACGACAACGAGCUGCACCGCAUGGCCAAACUGCAAGGUAAGGACUACCCCGUGGUCCCUCGCAGCACUGGCCGCCAGAGAUCAUGCCCCACUGGGAGUCCCUUCAGUGGGGAGAUCCAGCGUCUGAGGGGCUCACCCGACACAUCCGGAUCGCCCUACAACUGUGAGAACGGCCUUAGUAGCAGCAGCAGCCCUCAGACCCUGCUUGGUGCUCCGCCCACUCAAUACGCCUUGUCUCAUCCUCAGCAUGUCCAGCAGCCUCAGCUUUACCACUGCACCAAGAGGAAAGCGGAGGACAACUGCUCUUCGGGAACCCGCCAGUUCAAGAGAGGGUUCCCUGGUAGCUCACCGGGCCCUGGCGAGUCCUACUAUCACGCCUCCUCGUUCACCCCCUCGCCCCUGCUGCUCACUGACGCCCCCUACAGCUCGGACAUGAGCCAGCGCCAGGCGUGCAUGUUUGCGGGCUCCGAGGGCCGAGUCGACGAGCGCGGCUGUGCGUCCUGGUCGUACGGCGCCAUGACUCCUGUGGAGCCCUACCCGCCGUACGCCCCCUACAGCUCCAGUCCGCAGGGCUCUCGACUCAGCGCCGUAGCCCACCACGGCUCUCCGCCGCUGGGGGAGCCUGUUUCUCACGACCUCUACCAGAGCCAGAGUGCCGGGAACGCUCACAGCAGGCAGCUCAGCCCGCCUCUCCACAGAGAGUAUCCUCGUUUCGCCCCCAACCUGUCCCCCCCGCGCUAUCACUCAUUAGAGACGCACAUCCGGUGCGGCGUUCCCGAAUGGAGCGCCGCCUCCUAAAAGACGCUGCACUCCGCAGGGACUAACUCCACCACCUUUGUGUCAUCCUGUGCCGUGCCAAUUGGUCCAAAGUGUCCCUCCCGUGUGCCGCAUGGAGCGGCACUUCAUUAAAAACUUGGACUUCCAAAUUUGAGCAGCACAAGGAACAUCAAAGUCGUGUUUUAUUGUCUUUCUGUAACCCAAAGACUGAUGUCAACCAAAUGUUUUGCACUGUGAGACCCGUUUCAGACCAAACCCUGAACAGAACCAGGCUGGUUUUUUCCCCCUCUACUUUGCGUCAUUGUCAAAGAUGUAAAUUGUGACCCACCGUCAGACUUUUAUGGACCACAAUAAUCUCACAGCAAAAGCCCCUACGGGGAGUUUUUUUUUGUUAAUCUUUAGUGGAGCAAAGCACAUCCAGGACGCAGAAAAGGCAUAAGUUGUGUGUGCGUGUGUGCGUGUGUGUGUGUUCUUGUAUUUUUACCCUUCUUGAGACAUCAACAACGAAAAGAGAAUUUAGAGAAUAUCUCAUUUGUACCCCUGGUGGUGAAAUCUAUCAACAUUAAGGAUUUUUCAAAUUGACUGUGUGUUGGUAUUAAAAGUGCUCCCCCUCUGGUCAACAUAUGUAAUAACAAGUGUGUCUAAGAAAUUGAAAUGCGCCCCCUUUGGCCAAAAUUAAUUAAAAAAAUAAAAAUAAAAAUCUAUAUAAAGACAUACUGUAAUAACUUCAAAUAAAUAAUGAAGAUUAAAAAACAAUUACAAACCAAAAAUGUUUUUAAAAAAUAACUAAAAGCUUACCUUUUUUUUAUAUGUGCAUAGUAUGUAUAUAUUAUUAAUGUUGUAAAUACAAAUCUCUAUAUAUCUAGAAAGGGUGGUCCUUAAGAGGUAGGCAUUUUUUGGAGGUCUCAAGAAGGUAACAAAUACAAGAAUCUCUCUGUGUGUGUGUGUGUGUGUGUGUGUGUGUGUGUGUGUGUGUGUGUGUGUGUGUGUGUGUGUGUGUGUGUGUGUGUUCUCGUAUCCCAAUCCUUCUUGAGACAUUAACAUAGAAAAGUACCUUCCAUAUGAGGACCGGUAAACAAGUUAGAACCGAAAUCAUGGUCCCAAUACGGAAAACCAUUGCAUCUAAUAGAGAAUGUCUCAUUUGCACCCCUGGUGGUGGUCUAUCAAAAUUAAGGUGGUCCCAAAAAAGGAGGGAUUUUUCAAAUUGACUGUGUGUUAAUAUUAAAAGUGCUCCCCCCUCUGGUCAACAUAUGAAAUAACAAGCGUGUGUAAGAAAUUGAAAUGCGCCCCCUUUGGCCAAAAUUAAUUUAGAAAAAUAAAUAAAUAUGUAUAUAUAGACAUACUGUAAUAACUUGAAGUAAAUAAUGAAGAUUAAAAACCAAUUACAAACAAAAUAUUCAGAAAAAAAAUUAACUAAAAGCUUACCUUUUUUUAUAUUUUCAUAGUAUGUAUAUAUCAUUAAUGUUGUAUAUAAAAAUCUUUAUAUAUCUAGAAAGGGUGGUCCUAAAGAGGUAGGCAUUUUUCGGAGGUCUCAAGAAGGUAAGAAAUACAAAGAUGUGUGUGUGUGUGUGUGUGUGUGUGUGUGUGUGUGUGUGUGUGUGUGUGUGUGUGUGUGUGUGUGUGUGUGUGUGUGUGUGUGGCCCUGUAAAGGCUGUGUCAGCUCGACUCAAGACCGCUCUGAGCUCAUUUGCAAUGAGACAAGCAGAAGUAGCUGCAGGCACCAGCGAGAUAAACACUUUGUUUAGAUCGUGCUACAGGCGGAGGGACCUGUAAAUACACUUCCCACUGCAUUCUGGGUAAAUGCACAUCUCAACAUCACGCAUCUGUCACCGGUGUCCUCUCCGUCACCCCCCACUAGCCAACCAAUCAUCUUGAGGGCCAACUCCGCCCUCGUCCAACAAAGCUGACCAGUCCGAGAGCUAAAGCGCGGUGAGUUUUCAUGACAUGUUUUUUGUUUUUGAUGUUCUGUGUUGACCUUUGACCUGUGAGAGUUGCAACACAGUGCUGUAAAUGAGAUAUUUGAUCCACUCAGGUAAAUAUAAGUUUAUUAUUAUUAGUCUGUUAUUAGGCACCCUAAUUGGCCCCUGUUAUUUGCACAUAAUAGUUCAUAGAGGAAAGUCAUUUCCUGUCACAUCUGGAUAGUAUUACUUCCUGCCGCCCGUUAAAAGGACAAAAGGACAAACCGUGGCUCUGUGGAAUAUUGAAGCAAGUUGAGAUUUUUAUUUUUUUGUAGCCAUUUUCUAACAUUUCCACCCUGGUUUUAUAUGCAGUAACAUGAGAAGGUGCUCAGUUUGCAGAGAGCAAACCCUCAUCAUUCCUUAGUGUGUGUGUGUGUGUGUGUGUGUGUGUGUGUGUGUGUGUGUGUGUGUGUGUGUGUGUGUGUGUGUGUGUGUGUGUGUGUGUGUGUGUGUGUGUGUGUGUGUGUGUGUGUGUGUGAGAUGGUGCGAAAGUUUUUGUGUGUGUGUGUGUUUUAUAGUAUUUAUUACUCUUGAUUUGUUGUCACUCUUGUGAAACAAGAUGCUGUUGUGUUGCGAUAUGUCUUCAAAAUUGGGUCCACCCUCUAUUUCCACAUGGUGUUAAAUAGCUGUGGUAAAAUUGUAUGUUGAAUUGGAUUUAU